CUAAACAGGUACUUGCACUUGUUGAUGUUGUAGAGCUAAGCAGAGAGAGCUAAGCAAGGUAUAUUGGAUACAGACGAUUUGUUGAUAAAGCAAGGCUAUCUUGCCAAGGGUACCGCACCACAGUUUUAUGAUCGUAAAGACUUAUUAAAUUGCCUUAAAUUUGGCCACAACCGAAACUGUAGCUACUAGCGUGAUAUGUCACGAAAAUAUCAGAAUUUUCAAGCUGAAUGUCGCACUAAGGAUGAACAAAUUGUAGCAGGUGUGAAGUUGUGGAUGACAUCUCUAAAUGCUGGAGAGGAACUAAAGUGUGGAGGUUCUGAUAAGGAAAUUGCUCAACUUUUACAUGAUGCCUACGUGAGUUAUAAGAAGGGUAACAUAAGAGAAGCUUGUAAUGUUUUGGUGUUUAUCAAUGAUAGAUUUAUUGAUGUGUAUGAUCACGUCAGCAAUGAGACAUUACUCACAUUUCGUUUAAUUGAUAUAAAGGAUGUAACCAAAGGUCAAGAUCGUUAUUCUAAAUUCUCAGUUCUCGUUGCGAAAGAAUAUGAUGAUACGUCUUUUAAAGCCUAUAUUUUCUACAACAAGAAAACACCUGCGUGUUUUUAUAAUAUCACUAGGAGAGCGUUUCAGCUUGGGUUUCAUGCAUUGAAGAAGGCAGGUUCCACUUCUCAAUAUUCGAAUUCGGACAGCACUGACUCUAUUUCAAGAACACGUCAAUUAGAUAUGUAUAAUACGAAGUACAGAGAUAAAACAAACUAUGGGAAUUAUGGGUUAUGUUGUGAAACUUCAGAUAUUUCAGAUUCAGACCAAUCGGACGAUGAAUUUGAAUGGUAUUCAGAACAAACAUGCUUGCUACAUCCUCAUAGCAAUAUGGCUGAAUUUCAUCAAAGACCAAAACAAAGUCAAAGACGUUCUUCUUCCAGGGAAAAAGCCUGUUUUUGUUAAAAGACUAAACUAAGACAAGCAAAGAAACUUUGAAAGAAAUUCAGAAAAUCAUGAAAGGGUGAAAGACUUCAAAUUUAUCUCGUACGUUGUCAAAGGACAAAAUGUCGAUUGUCGGGCAUAAAUUAGCUCAUAUAUAUUAAUAAUAUGGCACUGAAUCACUGAUUGAAAUUGUUUAAUUUGAAAGCCAAAAGGUGUAGUAUAUAGCCUUAUACAAAGAAUAUUAAUUUGAUUAUAUCUCAGUUGGUCUGAUAAAUGAAAGUGGUUCAAUAAGUUAUAGAAUGUAACUUAUGGCAUUGUAAUUGAUGCGGGUCAGUCUCGUUCACGGGAAUAGACACGCCGCGCGGACGUUGGGAGUCUAUACUCUAUAGAGUACGGACAAUAUACUGUACCUGAACCACAUCCAUGUGCAUUUUGCAUGAAGGCUACAUUGUUCUUUUCAACUUUUUUAACUUCAUAACUUUAAACCUUGUAUUAUAUUGUUUAAUCUUAGUGUAGGCUUCGGUGGCGCAGUCGACAGAGCAAGCGCCUUUCACCUCUGAGAACGUGGCUUCGAUUCUCGCUACGGACCCAUGCGAAGAGUCAGUCAACGCUCUGCCGAAAGUCGUGGGUUUCUUCGGGUGCUCCGGUUUCCUCCCACAGGGAAAGUUGACAUGGUUGGUUUUUGGUUAGAAUAAACAUAGUUAGGGAAGUAUAAUAUCACAAUAGCUUGAGGAUCCCUGAGCCAGAAUCGGUCGGACAUA
Molecule: messenger RNA, 1682 nt
Organism: Paramuricea clavata
Lineage: Eukaryota; Metazoa; Cnidaria; Anthozoa; Malacalcyonacea; Plexauridae
Source: the annotation of a GenBank genome assembly